This is a messenger RNA of Ambispora leptoticha, 1632 nucleotides long. Lineage: Eukaryota; Fungi; Glomeromycota; Glomeromycetes; Archaeosporales; Ambisporaceae. The record is from the annotation of a GenBank genome assembly.
AUGUUCCAAUUAAAUCAAGACAUACUUUUACAAAUAUUUACGGCGAUUCCUGAUGAGAAAUCAUUGUUUAAUUGUUUACUUGUUUGUCGUGAAUAUUGUCGAUGCGUUGUUCGAAUAUUGUGGCAGAAACCAUUAGAUGGAAUCCCGAGUGCACGACUCUUUCGAACAUAUUUAGCUUGUUUACCGAAAGAAUCUUUACAAUAUUUACGAGAUAACGGCAUCAAUAUUGAUCCGUCAAUAUCUGCGGCUUGUUUUGAUUAUAUUUCUUUUGCGAAACAUAUUGAUACAUUAAAUCUCGAGAUAUCGGCGUUAAAAUGGUGUUCUCCCAUUUGGAAUUCUAAUAAUAAUGACGCACUUCAAAUAUGGAAUAUGCACAGUAGUGAGCAACAACAAAAAGCUCUUCUUAUGGUGCAUGAAUUAUAUAAAUGUUUUCUUGAUUUCAAUCGCUGCAAAAAUCUGCUUAGUUUAAAAGUAGAGAUUGGAACUACCGGCAUAAAAAGAGUACAAGAACCACCCUUAUUCAAAGUAAAUUUCGUCUUUCCUUGUGCAAAUAGUGACAAUAAUGCGUUAGCACGCCUCAAACGAGUUAUUCUACGCGGUAAUUUUGAUAAGACAAGUGUUCUUCAAAGAUUAACUAUGAAAUCUCGAGACAUCGAAUUUCUAGCACUUGAUUGUUUAGAAAUGGAUGUGCCAGAAAAAGAAGCGGUGGAAUCAAUAAAGUUAAUACAAAUGCAAAGAAACUUAAUACAUCUCAGAAUCUCCCAUCAUAAUACUUCUUUCACAAGAAUCAUGGCAGCGUUGGCUUCUCAAAAACAUUCAUUAGCUAGUCUUGAGUUGCAUUGGGCCAAUUUUGGGACCUUUAGUGAUACUGCAAUCGAAGGGUUAAUUGAAUGUGUAAAUUUAAAAGCUUUAACAUUAAAAGGUUCUCAUAAUGGAGAGCCACAAAUUUCAUCAAAACUUUCGACUGUAUUUGCUCGACUGCAAUCUCUGCAUUUCGCCGAAUCAAAUACAACUUUAGGAUCCGACUUUAUUGCUAGUUGUCUCAGAACAGCUGGAAAAAAAUUAUGUUACUUGAAAUUUGACAAAUCAAUGAACUUUCGAGGAAACGCUAGAGCAACGAUUACCCAAACAAUAUCGCAAUCGUGUCCAAAUCUUGAGUUUUUAGAGAUUACGGAACUAGAUAAUAACGAUGUCGCAUCAAUUUUAUGCUCAUGCAAAAAGCUCGUCGACUUGAUUUUCACCCGUCUUGAUCCCUUUGACGACCGUGCAUUUCUAGAACUUGGACCAAAGUUUCCACCAGAUCUUCAAUAUAUUAAAGUCGACAAAGUAUUUCGUAAUCAGAACUUAGAUUACUCUUUAUUCAUAAAUUUCCUCAGCAACGUCGGACCAAAUUUUAAAUGCUUCGAUUGGGUUCAUGACCGACAGACAAAAUUAUACCCACGAGAGACUCAUCUUGUACCGUCAAAAAGCAUUAACACUGGCAAAGUCGAGAUGUUUGAAAAAUGUAAAGAAAAAUCAAUCGAUGAGAUUGUCGAAUCAGAAUUUUUUGGAUUUCUUUCGCAUUACCCGCCAAAUAGAUCACAUGAAAUUAUGACCAAAUUUCAACCUAAGGAGGAUAGCAUUUAUGACUAA